This is a messenger RNA of Protopolystoma xenopodis, 303 nucleotides long. Lineage: Eukaryota; Metazoa; Platyhelminthes; Monogenea; Polystomatidea; Polystomatidae. The record is from the annotation of a GenBank genome assembly.
AUGUCGGACUCUUUUCGGACACCACCUCUGGCAAGUGAAAUAGAUCCUCCAGUAAAGCGUAGACAUAGUUCUCGGAGACCUUCAAAAAAUAAGUCACCUCCACCUGUUAUUUUGCCAUGGCGAUAUUUGCUUCCAGGUCAACGGGCUCGGCGCAUCUUCUCAACAUUAAGCUUGAGGCCUCUAAAAGAUUGGCAAAAUCGGUGGGAUCGCUCUCCGAAAGAUCUCUUUAUUUACGAGAGGCUUCCUCCAAAGUUGAGUCAGAACCGGCAUCCUCUAUUUGUCUCCGGUAACAAAGUGAGUUAA